This is a messenger RNA of Suillus fuscotomentosus, 1707 nucleotides long. RefSeq lists its product as uncharacterized. The coding region runs from base 1 to 1707 and encodes 568 amino acids. Lineage: Eukaryota; Fungi; Basidiomycota; Agaricomycetes; Boletales; Suillaceae. Gene Ontology annotation, biological process: regulation of translation; cellular response to amino acid starvation. The record is from RefSeq and is a predicted model, not a curated record. Gene Ontology annotation, cellular component: cytosol. The transcript has 12 exons. Gene Ontology annotation, molecular function: protein kinase regulator activity.
AUGUCCCUGCGCCAAAAGCUCGCCGCCCGUGGCUUUUGUUAUCAACUUAUGGCCCGACCUUUGUUCCUGUUGGCAAACCAGGAGGAGGACGGCAGGUACUUCAAUACACUCCCCGCACCACUCAUCUCUCCAACCGCACGUCUCAUCCGUCUGUUAUGGCCUGAUCUUCAUCCUGGGUCAGCUACAGGGAGGAGACUCGGGGACUACAAACACGAAGAAUUUUGGUCCCCUUCGAUGGUCUACAGCCCCACGUCACUUGCUUUGCCCCCUCCGCCUCUUGACUCUCGCACACUCAUGUGGACUCGCUCCCAAUUGUUUUCGGACCUCGUUCACGCCAAUACAUCAACAUCUCGCGUUUGGGACUGCUUCUGCAUGGGUCCGAAUGCGUUUUUCCAAAUUGCAGCUGCUUGUCUGAAAGAACGUGCUGGCCGCAUGCUGCAAGGAAACUCAUACAAGCGGGCUGCAAGCAGUGUCCAGGAUGUAUGGCUGCAGGCUGCAAGAUUAUAUGUUGAUAUGCCCUUCGUGCAUCCCCAACUUCGUUCGGCUAUGAAACAGCUCGAAACAUCUGAGCGCGCCAGAGCCUUCCUUCACCAGGCCUCGAUGGCGCUUAGUGAUGCAAUUUCGAACCUCGACGAGAUAUCUGCUCGAAAGGGGAAAGACGCCGAUAUUGCCCGCUGGGAGGCCGAGCUUCGUAAAUCGCUUGCGAAUAAGAAGGGUGGCGCGACAGCUACGCCGUCAAAGCAAGCUCAAGCACUCGUACAAGCACAGCUGGACAAGGAAGAAAUUGUGCGGCAGCGAGUCGCCACUAUCAAACUCAAUCUGCAACGAGGGCUGUCAUACAUUCAAAGUUUAGCGUCCAUCAAUGUCCCCGAGUUGCGCAUGUAUGUUUCCUUCAUUUUAUCGCUCUUGUUGGAGGGAGCUAUGGGUCAAGGAUCGAGGCUUGUGGGGUCACAAGCAUUUGAAACUUGGACCUCGCCAAGUGCUGCUCAGCACGUUUGGAUUCUUUCCAUAAGUGCGUUGCUGAAGGGUAGGGUAGACGCCGGGCAAGAUGAUGGUGAUGAAGCACUCGAGCAAGUAACUCUCGUGCUCGAUAUCAUCAGAUUUCACUGCAGCGAAUUUUCGGAUGCAGCAUUUCCCAGAAAAGCAACUAUGGAGUACGUCCUCCAAGUCAUAAAGCAUCAGCCGCGACUUAGCAAGGAAGCGUCAUCUGUUCUCAUUGACCUCGGAGAGGCUGUGCAGCCGAACGCGACCCGCGAUGAGGUUGGUGUGCUCAUGGAUGGCACACUAUUGCAAGAGGUCUACGUCAGGAACGCUCGUCUGCAAGCCAUCCAGCCAUUCGAUUUGACUGAUCUUGAUUGGUCUCCGCAACAUUGGGUAGCCUGCCACGAUGACGAUGAGCAGAAUGUCCGUCUCGCCAAACACUUGUGGGAGGAUAACGGCUUGGAUGUUCCAGAAGACUUCCUUGACAAGCUCAUGAACUAUCUGGAGCACAACAAUGCGUACGUUCGAACCAGCGCGGUAUCGGCCAUCGCGGAGGCUGUGAUUUAUUGGCCUCGAAAGAGCGCGCUGACCAUAGCUGCUCUACAAGACUUCUGCCGGGAGAAGGCUAAAAUCCUUGCACCCGAGUUCGAUGAAUAUGUUAGUACCAUAUUAAACUUUCCGAAUGUGAUUCUUAUUCGGUGCACAGGGCAUGAUUAUUGCUUCUAG